AUGUCUACAAUCGACAGGGCGACCACCAAAGUGGCGACCUGGUACGUCCGGCGACCAUGCACUUGCUUUGUCGGAUGCUUGUUCAUGAUGUUCGCACUCUCCGGUCUUUCUGCGGGCUUGGGAUACAUGAACCUGAUGACGAGGGAAGAUACCUGGAUGAUCUUGGACGGAGAGAUGACGCAGCAUUACCGAGCUUAUCGAGCUGCGCGGGAAAGUGUGCUGGAGGAGUUUCAAGCUGACGACGCUGACGAUGACCAGGACUACGAUCAAGAGAGGCUGUUCUUCUUCUACAAGACAGAUGUGGAGGGGACUGGCACCCUCUUUACCCCGGAGCGGCUGGUUAGCAUCUGCGAGAUUGAAAAGACCAUGCUGGCCAACAACUCGUUGGUGAAGGCCGUGCCCACUGGAGAUUCGGUCCUUGGUCUCUUCUAUGGCACUGCUGCCAACCCAGCGAUGCAGUCCGUGCCGGCAGCGCGAACGAUUGCUGGCUAUGACUGGAGCUGCCAGAAGCUUUCCCAGAGUGAUGUGGACAGUGUCGUGGACACUAUGCAUACAGACCUCGCUAGCAAGGGCCCACAGUCGCUCUAUGCUCGGUUUGUCGACCCAAACUUCCGGGAGACGAAGCAGACAGCCUACUCGCGGACCUUCGCAGAGCUCCAGGUGCUCAAGAGCGACGACGAGGUGAAGGUGAUGGAGCCGGCCUUCGAGAAAUUGGGCCUCGCCUACGGGUUCCUCCGCUCCGCCUUCCAGGGCGACGAGGAUCGCUUCGUCCAGUCAGGCGACAUCCGAGUUCGUGUGACGUACACUGGGAUCAACGAGAUCCAAAAGAUGGCCCUUCCCGACUUUGGACUUUCCUUUUUUUCGGUGAUCCUGGUCUUCGGUGUUUCGUGGGUCCACAUGAGGUCCAGCUUCAUGGCAUCAGCCGCACUUCUCAUGAUGAUUCUUACGCUGCCUAUUGCAUCACUCUUCUACCAAGGCGUGUUCCGGAUUGAAUACUUCGAGUUCCUGCACAUCCUCGUUGUUUAUCUGGUCUUGGGUAUCGGAGCGGAUGACGUGUAUGUCUUCAAGGACACCUUCUGCCACGUCAAGAAGGCCGAGUUCCCCUUCGCUCAGCCGGGGCGACUCACAGAAGACCAGGAGAUUCGGGUGCUGUCCUUGACCUUCCAGCGUGCUGGCACAGCCAUCUUCAACACCUCCUUCACCACAGCUUUGGCUUUUGCCUCUUGCUCUGUGUCCAAGGCGAUGCCCAUGCGAACUUGCGGCUGGUAUGCGGCGACAUGCAUCGUCACCUUGUAUGUGCUAACACUGAUAUACUAUCCGCCUGUCGUCAUCCUCUGGCAUCGGCGGCUGCAAUCGAAGCGGUGCUGUUGCCCCGGAUUGACAGAACGGCCAACCGCCGUUGUUCCAGAGGGAAUGUCCAAAGAGAAAAAAAUGGAUCAGGAGGAGUCUUCCGGCCUUGUGGAGAGGUUCUUCGAGAAGCUCUACAUUCCAGUGAUGUCCAAGCAAGUGGGUGGGCUUCGGAUCUAUGCUUUGUUCCUGGCUCUCCUCCUCCUGGCAGUGGCGAUUCAAGGCGUCGCUUUCGCAAUGCAGCUGACCCCUCCACGAUCCGAAGAAGUUUGGUUUCCAGGAAACCACAUGCUGCUCAGCCUCCAGGACUUCAUGACAGACAACUUCUACACUCCGUCCUCAGACAACUAUGCCGUUGUGACGAUCUUCUUGGGCAUCGCAGGCUUGGAUAAGACCGGCAUCCAAGUUUAUGAUCCAGGAGCCUUCACUGGCACUGCCAUCUACGAUGAUGCCUUUGAUCUGAGCACUGCGGAGGCUCAGUCGGCGUUGCUCGGCAUCUGCGACAAAGUGCACAACAUUACCUGCGACCUUCAGGGAUGCGACAACUCCGGCUACGACCAGAAGACCUUCCUCAUGCAAACUUCGGAGAGGACCGAUGCCUGCUUUCUGAAAGACUUUCAGACGUGGCUGAAUGGGCCGCUUCCGACCGGGGCGAACUUCACAGCUCAGCUCAAGAACUUCCGCGACAAUGCUGUUGUAGGCGACUACUACGGGGACGUCAUGAAAAAAGAAGUUGAUUUCAAGGAGGACAUCGGCUUCAUCGGUGGUGAGCUUAAGUAUGUUGCGAUCAAGUUCCGAAGCGUGAUGAAGAAGCGGCUGCCAUUUUCCAUAGGCACAGAAGUACGGGACAUGCUACGUGAGUGGAUGGAUCAGCAAAGAGGACCUCUGCCUUCUAGCCUGCAGAGCAUCAAGUUCCAUGGGAAUGGAGAAUUCCAGAGGUACGACAUGGGAGAGGAACUCAUCAACGGGCUCUUCUCCGGCAUUGCAAUUGCCAUGCCAGUCUCAUUUCUGGUGCUCCUCAGCUCGACGAGAAACAUGGUCGUGGCAAUUUAUGCCGUGCUCACCGUGGGCUCCAUCGUUCUUUGCGUGCUCGGCUUCUGCAAGAGUGCCAUGGACUGGGAUCUGGGCAUAGGCGAAGCCAUCGCGGGUGUCAUCGUCAUCGGAUACUCUGUGGAUUACGUCGUGCAUUUGGCACACAUGUACUGCGAAGCCAAGCACUUUGGCCAUGAGACGCGUGAUGAUCGGGCCAAGUUUGCCAUUCGCAACAUGGGCUCCACCAUUUUUGCAGGUGCGUUGACCACGAUGCUCGCUGGCGCAACGAUGUUCAUGUGCUUCUUCUACUUCUUCAUCAAGAUGGCUUUGCUGAUCUGCGUCACCAUCAUGUACUCAUUCCUCUACUCCCUGAUCUUCUUCAUGGCAGUUCUCUGGCUCGCGGGACCCGAGUACAACUUUGGCUACCUGCGCUUGCCGAAGUGGUGCGCUGGCGGUUCGCACAAGGAUGAUGUGGCGAUCGUCAACAAAGACGUCCAGGAGAGCAACACUGCCGAUGCAGGGAAACCAGCAAAAGCGCAUGAGCUCGACGAGGGGCUGCGGACCAUUCAGGUACCCUGA
Messenger RNA from Symbiodinium necroappetens, 2958 nucleotides. The record is from the annotation of a GenBank genome assembly. Lineage: Eukaryota; Dinophyceae; Suessiales; Symbiodiniaceae.